AGUAGAUGAUUGAGAAGUUGCUUGGAGAGUCCCGGCUGCCAGUCUCACGUCACACUCGAGGAUAGCUUUCUUUUUGAUUUUGUUUCUCUUCACUUGCAUUUCACACUCGUUGGAUUUGGUGUUGUGAGAACUAAAUAUGUUUUGAUACUUUUCUUGUGGACUUUGUAUCUACGAUGUUUUGUGGACUUUGCAUUUGUGAGUUUUCUUCUCAUUAUUCCGCUGUGUUUUGUUCCAGCCGAGUAGGCUGUAGAAUAUUAAAUUGCAUGGUUGUGUUUAUAUCCAGCCGUGUGGGCUGAUGAAUAUGUUAUAUGUUGUUUAUGUAUGUAUAUUGCUUCAUAUUGUCACCAGUACAGGGGAGGUGCUGUCGAAAUUUUGUCGAUAGGGACUCCUCUGGGGGCGUGACACUAUACAUGUGAAGCCCGCAUCUAAUAACUCAAACUUAAUAAACACGAGUUAGAUCACUUGAUGAGUUUGGUUCUUUUAAUGACAUAGGCAUGUAUAUCACAAAUCGCAUGUGAGCCGACCAAAAGGGAUCAAAUCCAACACUAGUAUGAAUAAUGGAUCAAUAAUUAUUCAAUUGGUAUUUCAACCUUCUGAUACUCAUUUGACUUUGAUUGAUUCUUGAAUCUUUGACAUUAGAUAUGGGGUGAACAUUCUUAACUCAUUUCUUUGGUUGUUAUACAUUUGGUUGAGAUUACAUUCCUAGCCAAGAACCAAUAUGACUGAAAUCCUUAAACAAGGUAUUCUAGGUGAUCAAAAUAGAUAAUAGGGGAAGUUGAAAUUCGGAUGGAAUAUGCAAUUUUGAGCAUUUUGAUUAACCCUGAUUUGGUAUUCCAUCGAUAAUGUUUGGGCUUAAACCUCAUUUAGGUACUCCAGAAAUAAUUAAUGUCUUUUGUACCUUGGUUUCCUCAGUAAAGUUCACAGCUAGGCUUCAUGCAUACAAAUUCAAAUCGAGUGUUUAUGUUAUUUAGUUUUUUAUUGUCACUUUGCUUUCAUACUGUUUGGGAAUGCAUGAAGACACCUAUCUUUUAGUUUCAUGUGGUAGUAUUUAAAAAUGCUUAACACUAAGAAAUUGCAUUUCGAUGAGUUUAUAAGUAAGCCAGACUUUGACAUCUGCUUCACAUGAGAGUUUCUGAAUAUUAUACAAAAAAAUUAGGAGCCUACAACUAACCUUUUCAUUUUGUUACAACACUUGCCACAAAAUCAGUAUGGCUAAGCAAAUGCGAGACUAUGCUAUGGAAUCUAGGGAGGUAUAUGUGUGUGAACUGCAUUUGUUAUAGUGAAGAUAUAUGCCAGUACUUGUUGCUAAUCUCGUAAAUAGUGUUAAAAAUUAUUAAUGACAAAUUUACACUUAAUCUCUUAUUCUUACUGUUAUUGAUUUUAGUUUUUAAAUUAUCUUUGUUUUCUUCUUCUUCAAGGAACAUCUUAACUGUUUCAUCGUAAGGGUUUGGUCUAACAUGAUAACUAGUAUUCUGAUUGAAGCUGCUUUAUGCCAGCUGUGGCGAGUAUCUGAGUGGGAAUUUCAGUUCAGAUGUUUUGGAGGUCAAUUUCUAACAUCAAACAAUGGCGGGGGUCCACAGUUUCUGCUGCUGCAAAUUCACCAUCAGAGAAUGAACCAUUUUAUAUCGAAAAGAACAACACCAGGAUUCACAUCAGACUUUCAAAUGGAAACUACAUAAAGGUAACAGAAGAUAGAACUCUCAUGGCGAAUUAUCAAGGGGAACCAGGUUGGGAUAAUAAUGAGGCAACAUUUGAAAUGACUAUUGUUCACCAGUUGCUUGGAGAUUUCCAGCUUGCGAAUGGAUAUGGACAUGACAAAGCUGAAGAGAUCCUGAUUGUUAGUGACUUACUGUUGGAUAUAUCAUAUGCAUGGAUGCUUCUUAUCACUUGGGUCAAUCUUCUACCUGUUACAUGUGUUAGAAUUCCUGUUGGAUGGUGGAUUGCAUAUGAUCCUGACCCACCUGCUCCUUUUAUUGGAGGAUCCUUGGCAGCAUUGGAUAGUGCAUUUGCAUGGGCAGAGAUCCAUAGUCUAAAGUGCAUCAUUGAUCUCCAUGCUGCUCCUGGUUCAUAGAAUGGUUUUGAACAUAGUGCCAGUAGAGAUGGUUCAAUCAGUUGGCCAACACCAGACCAUGUCUCACAAACGCUAUAUGUCAUUGACUUCUAAGCAGCGAGGUAAAAGCUAUUCUAGUUGACAGAAUUAAGACAAUUAAAGUCCUUAUUACUUAUCUCCUUGUUAUGUCUUCUACUUGGACACUUCAUGUACCUUGUUUGUAUCCAAGUCGGACACUCAUGUUCAGACACCAAAAGUUCGAGUGGACACUCAAAAUCAUCAUUGAUCACAAGCAUUUUCGGAAAAAAUGUU
Zingiber officinale is the source of this 2362-nucleotide messenger RNA. RefSeq lists its product as uncharacterized. The record is from RefSeq and is a predicted model, not a curated record. Lineage: Eukaryota; Viridiplantae; Streptophyta; Magnoliopsida; Zingiberales; Zingiberaceae. Gene Ontology annotation, biological process: establishment or maintenance of cell polarity; actin filament bundle assembly; cell migration. The transcript has 5 exons. Gene Ontology annotation, cellular component: actin cytoskeleton; cytoplasm. The coding region runs from base 1532 to 2071 and encodes 179 amino acids. Gene Ontology annotation, molecular function: actin filament binding.